GUUGUUUAUUUCCACCGUCAGCUGUAGUGCGACCAAUUUGGCAUGCCUUCUAACGGAGCGAGUUCUCAGUUCCGCGAUCAUGUUGGCCUCUUCCUCCUUCAUUUACUAGAAGAAGACCCAAGAAUCCUCUCGUUAUGCUCCGUUUCAGAUCUGGCGUCGAUUUAUUCGCAAGAAAUGAAAUGCGAUCUCGAUGAGACACUUCGCCGUGACUUCAUUCGCACUUUCUGUUCCAUUGUAUGUGAUCUGAUGAACUGUCAGGAUAUUUCUAGGAAUCGCCGUUCUUCAAGGGAUUCCAAAUGCGGCUCACAUUCGGCUGUAAACCGUUCUAACACUAAGCUACUCGAGAAGACUUUGGUUCCACAGACAACGAUUUCGGACACGGCGCGGCGUAUUUUGGUGAUGUCCCGAGACACCAUGUUGACGUUGACCAAUGUUGACACUGCGAGUCAUGACGCCAACAGACAGCCGACCAACGCAACUUCUUCGCCCUCGAAUCCUAUGGAGUCAUCAGGAUCAACUGCUCGCGAACCCUGCAAAACACCUUUACGACAGGAAGAGUCAACCUAUCAAUUGAAACCAAAUUGUUUGAAAUCCCCCAUGUCCUGUCAACCGGCUUCGUCACCUUGUGGAAACUCGUUUCAACCGCCGGUUGCGUUUCCGGUACAAGACAACAUCGCACAUCCAAGACCGGUGGUUCUCUCCGUCCAAUUACCAGGUCUCCGUUAUCCCCUUCAUCUUCCUGAUUCCUCAGGGAAACUUGGUGCUGUUAGUUCCGGCGUCCUCAGCAGCUCUACGUCUUCCACUACUGUCCGGUGCCUUUCCACACUUCCUCCUCCGGAGAUAUCAACCACGCAAACGACUCCGAUUCGGCAACCCAGCGACUCCCCACCCUAUAUUACCGUGAAACGGAAACUGAGCGAGGUGGUUGUUUCGAUUCGUCCGGCACAGAGCCGUCUCAUGGAGGAAAUAUGAACGCAGUCACUUGGCACUCCUGUCGAUUGAUCUUCCCUCUCCUCAGUUCCCCCGUCUUGCAACACAUUUGGGUUCCACACGCUUCCGCCUCAUGUGUUUGCCUUCGGUCCUUUCCUGCCUUUGGCGAUACAGUCCCCCAUUGCGCCACACGGAUUUGAGAAACGCCGUUGUUUGCCCACUGCUUUUCGUUCUCUGCACACACGGAUGCUUACGGAUUUCAUUCCCCCAUCCACCAUUUGUGAACUGAAUUCCAACCGGAUUUCACACCCACGAUAUCUCUUUCGUUCACGGCAUUUAUACCAUUGUGUGACUUUCUUUGACUUCAUCCCUCGUCCAAAACUGCUUGUCUGGUCCAGCUUAGAUUGUCACUCCAUGUGGUCUUACUGUGUUGAGCGGAUUUCCCAAAUCGCACAAGGUUUUUGGCACGUUUGAUAUUUGUAGAUUAAAGUAUUUAUCUGUUGA
Molecule: messenger RNA, 1434 nt
Organism: Dicrocoelium dendriticum
Lineage: Eukaryota; Metazoa; Platyhelminthes; Trematoda; Plagiorchiida; Dicrocoeliidae
Source: the annotation of a GenBank genome assembly